This is a messenger RNA of Psylliodes chrysocephalus, 6706 nucleotides long. The record is from the annotation of a GenBank genome assembly. Lineage: Eukaryota; Metazoa; Arthropoda; Insecta; Coleoptera; Chrysomelidae.
AUGCGCAGUGUGCAAUGUUACAUCUUCGGUCUCUUUAAUCUAAGAUUGCAAUCCAACGCCAAUUACGACAACAAAGAAUUUGUUGACUUAAAGAAUCAACUCGAAAACUCAUUGCUCAACCAACUUCGUACUAAAUAUUACCAAUACAGUACGUCAUCGACGUCAAAUUCCAACCAAUACUACAACACCAAUAAUAAUAAUUACAUGUACACCACAACAACAACAACUACAAGACCAGUUUACUACGUUCCAAAUAAUUAUUAUAGUACAACAACGUAUCGUCCAAUCUAUCCAUCGAUUCCAACACAUUAUUCGUAUGCCAAUCAACAUGAAUACAAUUCUCAUACAAGAUAUACACCUGUUUCUAAUCCCCAGAGUUUAACUCAGCUCGCUUCCGAAGUUCAACGUCAACUAGAUUCGAACUUGAACGAUCUACUGGACGAAACUCGCAGAACACAUUUUUCAUCUAGCCAGGCUGCCUCCUUGGUAAAUACAGAUGUUUUGCUCGACAAGCUGAGGAAUGAAUUAAAAACUAACAUAAGUUACAAUCUUGACGAAGUUAUCAGACAAAACUAUGGAAAUCAAAGACUUAAGGAUGGUUAUUUGUACUCUGUCGGACCUCAAGGUGAAAUAUCAUCAGAUUACAACUAUGGUGUAAGAGAUUUGGAGAGUAUGAGAGAACAAAUGGAAAGAAACUUGAUUAACAAACUUAACAACGAUUUUGAACAAACUAGAAAGAGUUGGUCAUCACAACAGUCUUACAGCAGCCAAUCCAGUUACGGAGCCAAUUCUAACUAUGGAUACGGAAGCAAUGCAGGAAUCAAAUCUCAUUACGGCUCAGGAUCUGAAUAUGUCGGUGAAAGUAGCGGAAAUAUGGCGCAAUUGCAGAGACAAAUGCAAAACGAUUUAUCGAGACAGCUCAAUUUGGCUUUGCACAGUGGGCAUUCUUCUAGUUACAGCUCGUCGAAUCCCCAAAACUAUCAAGCUUCGCUUCAGGAAUUAACUGAUGAACUGAAUCGUAAUGUCACCAGACAUCUUCAAGAAUAUAGUGCCAGCGGUUCUUAUGCAGCGCACGGAAACUUCGAUAGGGCUCAAAUGGCUGAUCUCAAAGCGAAACUUCAAGAAAACUUGACGCAACAGCUUAAGCAAGGUCUGCAACAAUCUUUCCAAACUCACAGUUCAUACAGUGCAAACAGUGCAAGCAGCAGCAGUGGAAGCUUCAGAUCAGGAAGAGGAUACGAUUAUCAAAAUGGAAACUAUAGGUCGGGAUUAGAAUCAUCUUGCCAAGAAUGUACGAGUUUUGAUCCAAGUUAUUAUAGAACUAGAUCCAAACGUAGUUACAAAUAUGGACAUUCGCAUUCAGUACAUCCCCAAUACGAAAUUAGUCAAGCCGUUGAAAUACCACAACAGGAAUUAGACGAACAUGAGUUGGUCGAUGAUUUAACACAACAAAUUGAAACUGGAUACUCUAUGCAUAACACACAUGGGAACCUGCAUUUUGAUCAACAGCAGCAACAACAACAAUUUGAUGACGAUUUAGAUUUGACACAGCAAAUUGAAACUGGAUACCACAAGCACAACAGUCAUGGGAAAUUGCAAAUGGGAUCUUUAGAUCAACAGCAACAACAACAAUUAGAUGAUUUAGAUUUGACUGGAUACCACAAUAGACCUGGAAAACUGCAAUCAGGCUCUUUAGAUCAACAACAGCAGCAACAACUAGAUAAUGAUUUAGAUUUGACCCAACAAAUUGAAACUGAGUAUCCUAAGCACAAUGGACGUGGAAAACUGCAACUAGGUUCACUAGACCAACAGCAACAAUUAGCUGAUGAUUUCGAUUUAACUCAACAAGUUGAAACUGGAUACCCUAAGCACAACAAGCCUGGAAAACUACAACUAGGUUCACUAUAUCAACAUCAGCAACAACAAUUAGAUGAAGAUUUAGAUUUAACUCAGCAAGUUGAAACUGGAUAUCCUAAGCAUAAUAGGCCUGGAAAACUGCAACUAGGUUCACUAGAUCAACAGCAGCAGCAACAAAUUGAUGAAGAUUUAGAUUUAACUCAACAAGUUGAAACUGGAUACCCUAAGCACAACAAACCUGGAAAAUUACAACUAGGUUCACUAGAUCAACAUCAGCAACAACAGUUAGAUGAAGAUUUAGAUUUAACUCAGCAAGUUGAAACUGGAUAUCCUAAGCAUAACAAGCCUGGAAAACUGCAACUAGGUUCACUAGAUCAACAUCAGCAACAACAAUUAGAUGAAGAUUUAGAUUUAACUCAGCAAGUUGAAACUGGAUAUCCUAAGCAUAACAAGCCUGGAAAACUGCAAUUAGGUUCACUACAUCAACAUCAGCAGCAGCAACAGUUAGAUGAAGAUUUAGAUUUAACUCAACAAGUUGAAACUGGAUACCCUAAGUACAAUGGACAUGGAAAACUGCAAUUAGGUUCACUAGAUCAACAACAGCAGCAACAACAACACAUUGAUGAAGAUUUAGAUCUAACUCAACAAGUUGAAACUGGAUAUCCUAAGCUCAACAAGCCUGGAAAACUGCAACUAGGUUCACUAGAUCAACAGCAACAAGUUGAUGAAGAUUUAGAUUUUACCCAACAGGUUGAAAGUGGAUACCCAAAGCACAAUAAGCCUGGAAAACUGCAAUUGGGCUCUUUAGAUCAACAACAGCAGCAGCAACAAGUAGAUAAUGAUUUAGAUUUGACCCAACAAAUUGAAACUGGAUACCCUAAUCACAACAAGCCUGGAAAACUGCAACUAGGUUCACUAGAUCAACAGCAACAAGUUGAUAAAGAUUUAGAUUUUACCCAACAAAUUGAAAGUGGAUACCCAAAGCACAAUAAGCCUGGAAAACUGCAAUUGGGCUCCUUAGAUCAACAACAGCAGCAGCAACAAGUAGAUAAUGAUUUAGAUUUGACCCAACAAAUUGAAACUGGAUACCCUAAUCACAACAAGCCUGGAAAACUGCAACUAGGUUCACUAGAUCAGCAGCAACAAGUUGAUGUAGAUUUAGAUUUAACCCAACAAGUUGAAAGUGGAUACCCUAAUCACAACAAGCCUGGAAAACUGCAACUAGGUUCACUAGAUCAACAACAACAAGUUGACAAAGAUUUAGAUUUAACUCAACAAGUUGAAAGUGGAUACCCUAAUCACAACAAGCCUGGAAAACUUCAAUUGGGCUCUUUAGAUCAACAACAGCAGCAACAACAAGAUAAUGAUUUAGAUUUGACCCAACAAAUUGAAACUGGAUACCCUAAUCACAACAGGCCUGGAAAACUGCAACUAGGUUCACUAGAUCAACAGCAGCACCAACAAAUUGAUGAAGAUUUAGAUUUAACCCAACAAGUUGAAAGUGGAUACCCUAAUCAUGGAAAACUGCAAUUGGGUUCUUUAGAUCAACAACAGCAGCAACAACAACAAGAUAAUGAUUUAGAUUUGACCCAACAAAUUGAAACUGGAUACCCUAAUCACAACAAGCCUGGAAAACUACAACUAGGUUCACUAGAUCAACAGCAACAAGUUGAUGAAGAUUUAGAUUUAACUCAACAAAUUGAAACUGGAUACCCUAAGCAUAACAGGCCUGGAAAACUGCAACUAGGUUCACUAGAUCAACAGCAGCAGCAAGUUGAUGAAGAUUUAGAUUUAACUCAACAAGUAGAAACUGGAUACCCUAACAAGCCUGGAAAACUUCAAAUAGGUUCACAAGAUCAACAGCAACAAGUUGAAUCUGGCUACCCUAAGCACAAUGGGCAUGAAACACUGCACUUGGGUUCACUAGAUCAACAGCAGGAGCAAUUAGAUGAUUUAGAUCUAACACAACAAAGUGAAACUGGAAUCCCCAAGCACGACAAGCCUGGAAAAUUGCAAGUUAAUGAUUUAGAUUUAACUCAACAAAUUGAAACCGGUUACCCUAAGCAUAAACCAACUUCACAAGAUGAACAACAAGUUGAUGACGUAGAUUUAGAUCAACAAGUUGAAGAAACAUUAGCCCGUAGGCAUCAUGACCAAGGAAAACUCUCAUUGUCAUCUCAACCAGAAGAGCAAAUCAAUGAUGACAAAUUAACUCAGCAAAUUGAAGAUUUUGAUAUAAAACCAGCUGUCGAUUUAGAGGCAGUUCUUUUACCCGAAAAUAUAACAGAAAAUACCGAUUUCAUCGAAGAGAAACUUUCUAAAAAAUUAGAAACUGCAAUCAUAGGCUUCUGCGGUACAGACAAACUCAAUAAACCUAAAUUAGCUCAAAUAAAAGAAAAAUUAUCUGAAGAUCUCAGGAAGAAUAUCACAGAAGAAUUCACUAAAGGCUAUUCCAGGCACUAUCUCGAAUCAAAUUUGGGUUUAAGUCAAAAGCAAAUAUUAAAGGUACAAAGGAUAAUAGAAGAAAAACUAACUGUCGAACUUGAACAGAGUUUAGAAGUCGUAGAAGAACAAAAUGGAUUAACAGAGUCAAACAUAUUUGAAGUUUCAAACGAGCCUGAUCUCCGCGAUAUUGAUAAUAUUCAACAAGCUCAACUACCAGAAAAUUACUACGGGCCUUUAAAUACUGGAAAUACAAGGCAAUCAACAUUUACACAAUCGCAACAAACAAUUAGUCAUCACACCACUCUCGUAGAUCAAAGAAAACCAGAUGAUUUAGCAUUUGGUAUAACAGAUCAAGGAAAAUUCAUAACCCAGCCACAAUCGAAAUCGGAAGCCGAGGGUGAAGCUAAUUCGCUAAUAGAAGUCCUUAGAAGAAGACUCCACAAAAAACACGAUAAUCAAAAAGUUGUUGUUGAACAAGAUAGCAGUCCUCUAGAUUACAAUGGUAAUAGAAGAACUUAUUCACGAACUACAUAUUAUUCUAGUAACAGUGGCGAUCCUCAUUCUAGAACGCAAACAACUGUAACAUCUUACGGACCAGGUUCUCAUAGCCAUCACAAUUUAAAUGGUUACGAAUCUCAAUUCGAAGAUCUUAACCACCGUUUCGAAAUGCCAACCCAUGGUAGUGUUGAAAGGACAUAUUCGUAUAGUGCUCCUAGUUAUUCCCGAUCAAGUAGUAGAAGUUCGACAUAUCAUAGUUCUGGAACCUACAAUCAUAAUAAUGACCAGCACCAAUUAGAAGACAUUCCUGUAGUUCCUGGUUAUUCCCCAUCAAAUACUAGAAGCUCCUCGGCAUAUCUAACUUCUGGAACGUACAACCAUGAUCAUAAUAAUGACCAGCACCAAUUAGAAGAAAUUCCUGUAGUUCCUGGUUAUUCCCGAUCAAAUACCAGAAGCUCUUCAGCAUAUCUAACUUCUGGAACGUACAACCAUGAUCAUAAUGAUGACCAGCACCAAUUAGAAGAAAUUCCUGUAGUUCCUGGUUAUUCCCGAUCAAAUACUAGAAGUUCCUCAGCAUAUCAUAGGUCUGGAACAUAUAAUCAUGUUGAUAAUGAUGACCAUCAACAUGAAGAAGAAAUUCCUGUAUCUUACAGUCACCAUCAUUCUGAAAGUGUUCACCAAGAGCAAGUUCCACUUGGGUAUGGUUAUCAACACCAUCAUCGGGGUUUUGUAAAUGAUCAACAAGCCAUUCCUUUUCAGGAAAUUUCCACAUAAUGCUUGCUGAUGGAUAAUGCAGUGGUAACAGAGAAAUUGCGGAAAAGUUUCAUCUUUACGGCAUAACGCCACCAGACCCUUAUCACAACCCACCAUAGCUGGAACGCCAUCGAUUGUCAAGCCUACCAUUUUAGAUAUUGGAAUUUUCUCGGAAGAAAUAAUAUUUUUUAAAUGAGAAAACAACUCCUGUCCAGUAGUGUGUCCUUUCAGUGGAAUAAACUUCAAAAGAUCUUCUUUAUUUGUAACAUCACUAAAAACCAUCCUGACGAACACGGCCAUCUGGGCUGUGUCAACGACAUCUGUUGAUUCAUCCAGUUGAAGUGAAAAAUAAACACAGUUAUCUAAGUCAGUUCUUAACUGUAAAAAAAUAUCAUUGCUCAUUACUUCUACACGUCUCAUCACUGUAUUAGCAGAAAGUUGCAUAGAUUUUAUAGCUGAAACAAUCUCGUCUUUAUUUCUAAAGUUGGCAAAUAACGAAUCAGCAGCUUCUAAAAACGCAUGUUUUAUCAUUUCCCCGUCUUCAUAAGGUUUCUUUUUUUGUGCAAUUAUCUGGGACACACGGUAUGAUGCUUCAGUUGCAGCCUUAUUUUUGUCGACUGUUCUUAAAAAUAUUGAUUGUUGUCCAAUUAACUGCUUUUUUAACUGUUUCAGUUUCUCCUUUCUGGCGGCAGAAUGUAGUGGGAAUGAUUUUUCAAAAUUAGAAUGUACAGUUUUAUGAUGUCUCUCAAUAUUUCCUUUUUUUAGCAACGCAGACCGAAGUAUUACAUAACAUACAUUUUUAUCUUUAACUUAUGUAAAAAAGUAUUGUUCUUCCCAUUCCGAAUGAAAGUGGUAUGUCUUUACCUUCUUACAACUGCUUGCCAUAAUAUUAUUUUUUGAUGUUCUCUACUAACCCAACCGCUGGACGUUGGUUACGCGUUCAGUUUUAAACUAAGCGCAAUGUCGCCGCGCCGUGCGUAUUUAUCCAGUUCAAAGCAAUCCUGAUCGAUCUCGAACACUAACGCGCUGGUCCGGCUGGUCGGUUCUAGCCGAUUCUAGCUUGAUGGCGUCAGCAGCAGAUCGCUCAUCGCAACGUUGCCCUGUUUAUGUUUAAUUUUAUGACAAUUAGAUUUUUUUGUGGAAUUUUCGGAAG